Messenger RNA from Microbotryum saponariae, 1187 nucleotides. The record is from the annotation of a GenBank genome assembly. Lineage: Eukaryota; Fungi; Basidiomycota; Microbotryomycetes; Microbotryales; Microbotryaceae.
AUGUCCUAUCAAUCGGACUAUCAGAAUGACCACAAGCAAGGUGGCUACGGAGGAGGUGGUGCACCUGCCAGUGCGGAGGGGGAUCAUCGUCCCCUGCCCGAAGGCUGGGUCGCCCAGUUCGAUCCGACGCGAGUUACUUAAUUAGUUUGCUGCUGGUGGUGGUGGCGACGGCGACGGCGACGGCGACGGGCUGCCACUGCAGUGCCCGUGUGAGCGUGGCGAACUGACGAACUGAUGUUUUUGAGUUUGUUUUUUGAUUCCGAGUAGGCACUCGAGGAUAUUUUCGGUCGAUACAAAGGUCAGUCAUUUGAGCGAUGCAUCUGCUGCCAGGCCAUGCAGUCGUAAGCUGACGGUGCGACCCCCCACCUUCUCUCGAAUGGCUUGGCACCGCCACACACUACGCUCUCCCGCUCAACUUGUCAGGCGAACCCUCCACGAUCGAUCUGGACUCACCCCUUGGACGACCCUACCUACCUCGAAACUCAACGAUCCCAAACUUCUUACGCCCCACCUCCCGGACCACCCCCUCCUUCCUCAUCGAACGCGCUCAACAAUCGAGACGACGGGCCUUAUGGUCAACAACAACAAUACGGUCAAUAUGGUCAACAAAGCUACGGUCAACCUUCGCCCAUCUCCCCUACUACCCCUAACGGAGCAGGAUUCGCUAAUUCUCCUCCACCACCAUCACAACCACAAAAGAAGGGUGGAUUGGGAGGCUUGUUCUCCAAGUUUUCGGGGGGAGGUAAGACGCAACAACAACAACAGGGGUACUAUCCUCAACAAGGCUAUGGGCAACAACAGGGUUAUUAUCCUCAGCAACAGGGAGGGUAUAUGGGUGGUCAAGGCGGGAGGAUGGGCGGUGGUGGCAUGAUGGGUGGUGGGGGGAGGACCGGCGGUGGUAUGAAUCCUGUACGUCUUGACGCUGUGCUUGCACUGCUUUUUGGAAAGAGAGAGAGAGAGAGGAGGAAAAUAAGCUGACUCCACUUUUCGUCCCUUUUCGAUCGAACCAGAUGAUGAUGAUGGGUGGUGGUUUACUCGCCGGUGGUUUGCUCGGCGCAGGUCUAUCCAAUAUGGACAACCAUCAUGAUGAACAACAGGCUUAUCAGGAUGGCUACCAAGAUGGAGGAGGAGGGGGAGACGAUUUUGGUGGAGGUGGCGACGAUUUCGGUGGGGGCGGAGAUUUCUAG